AUGAGCCUCAAUACCGGACUACGCCUUGCGCGAGUCCAACCCACACUCUUGAGUCAUGGAUUCACCACCGCGCCAGCUGCAAUACUCCCCCUUCUCUUCCUCGGCGCAUCCAGCCAGUACACUCCUGGGUUGCGCAUGAGGAGGUCGUCGCGCUUCGCCAGCUCAAGUACCGGGAAGGGCCUACCUAGAACCACCUCGCGCGCUGCCUCGACAUCAACAGUGACACAGACCAAACCCGAGGAGCCGCCGCAACCCCAUACAGCUUCCGGAAGCACCACCACGACGCGCGCCGACCUGAACACCCUCGGGCAGCCCGCACCCUCACACGAGCCCUCGUCGCCCAUACCAGCCGCCACACUACUCAACCCACCCGCGAGCACGCGCCCACCGCCCCUGGACCUCCCGACGCGCGAUCCAUCCGCCUCCCUCUUCCGACACCUCUUCUCCCUCGGAAAGGCGUACACGAACUUCUACAAGACCGGGCUCAAAGCCGUCUUCACGAACCGCACCCUCCUGCGCACGACCCCCAGCGCCGCCACCCCACCCCAUUUGGGCAACAGCGCCGACACAUACCCCUCGCGCGCCGCAAUCCUCCUUCGCGCGCGUGUGCGACACGACCUGGCCCGUCUGCCCGUCUUCGGCGUCGUGGUGCUCGUGUGCGGCGAGUUCACACCACUCAUCGUGCUGCUCUUCCCCAAGUUGACGCCGUACACGUGCCGCAUCCCGAAGCAGCUCGACGUGAUCCGGAAGGGCGCCGAGGACCGGCGCGGCGCGAGCUACCGCGCGCUGGCGCACGUAAGUCGCGAGGACGGCCUGCACCGCACGGCCGACGGACAUAUAUGUCGCGUGCUGGGCCUGACGAGCCGGUGGUGGGAUCGCGCGGGCUUGGACGGGCCGAUGUCUAGCGUCAAGGCGGCGAAAGCCGUCGAGUGGAUCGUGAAUGACGACAGGAUGAUCCGCGAGGGCGGCGGCGUGGAGAUCGUCGAGAAUGGUGAGGUCGUGCUUGCGUGCGAGGAUCGCGGGAUCGAUGUUCGCGGCAAGGAGAUCGGUGAGUUGAGGCGUAAGUUAGAGAGCUGGAUCAGCAAGACAGCUCCUACUUCUGCGCAGGGCGAUCAGGCAGAUGCGGAGGGGACCAGACAUGAGGCUGAGGACAAGGUCAGGCGCGUGCUGCUUCGGUUAGAGGGGGACGUAUAA
Molecule: messenger RNA, 1194 nt
Organism: Anthostomella pinea
Lineage: Eukaryota; Fungi; Ascomycota; Sordariomycetes; Xylariales; Xylariaceae
Source: the annotation of a GenBank genome assembly